Messenger RNA from Spodoptera littoralis (African cotton leafworm), 1569 nucleotides. NCBI's taxonomy places the organism in Eukaryota, Metazoa, Arthropoda, Insecta, Lepidoptera, Noctuidae. The record is from the annotation of a GenBank genome assembly.
AUGGCCUCUGCAAUGCUGAAGUUAUUGAAAACUGAAUCUCAGUUCGUACUUCGUAGAAGUUACAGCAGUGCUGCUCCCACCACAAAGCUCUUUAUUGAUGGACAGUUUGUGGAGUCAAAGACUAACAACUGGAUUGAACUCACAAACCCAGCUACCAAUGAAGUUAUUGGCAGGGUACCUGAAGCCACUAAAGAUGAGUUGAACGCCGCCUUAGAGUCAGCCAAGAACGCUUACAAAUCAUGGAGCCAGAGCACUAUUAUGACCAGACAACAGCUGAUGUUCAGAUUCGCUCGUCUGUUGAGGGAGAACCAAAGUAAGCUCGCUGCUAAGAUCACAGAGGAACAAGGCAAGACUCUCGCUGAUGCUGAAGGAGACGUUCUCAGAGGCAUUCAGUCAGUGGAGAACAGCUGCAGCAUCACAACUCUUCAGUUAGGCGACUGCAUCCAAAACAUCGCUAAGGACAUGGACACACACAGCUACAAAGUGCCUCUGGGUGUUGUCGGAGGUGUCGCUGCCUUCAACUUCCCCGUGAUGAUUCCCUUGUGGAUGUUCCCUCCGGCACUCGCCACUGGCAACACCUGCAUCAUCAAGCCUUCGGAGCAGGACCCUGGCGCGACUGUCAUGAUGAUGGAGCUUCUUAACGAGGCUGGAGCUCCCCCUGGUGUUGUUAACGUAAUCCACGGUACCCACGACUCAGUAAACUUCAUCUGCGACCACCCCGACAUCAAGGCAGUCUCCUUCGUCGGUGGUGACGCCGCCGGCAAACAUAUCUACACUAGAGCUUCUGCUAACGGUAAGCGCGUACAAAGCAACAUGGGUGCGAAGAACCACGGCGUGAUAAUGCCGGACGCCAACAAGGAGCACACACUGAACCAACUGGCCGGGGCCGCCUUCGGAGCCGCUGGACAACGGUGCAUGGCUCUUAGUACUGCUGUAUUUGUUGGAGAGUCUAAGGAAUGGAUUCCAGACCUGGUUGCCCGCGCCAAGGCAUUGAAAGUAAACGCCGGACAUGUGCCAGCCACCGACGUCGGCCCCGUCAUCUCACCCAAGGCCAAGGAAAGGAUCCACAGGCUUAUUGAAUCAGGCGUGAAGGAGGGAGCUAAGCUGGCUCUCGAUGGCCGCGGCAUUGUAGUACCGGGCUUCGAAAAGGGUAACUUCGUUGGCCCAACCGUCAUCACAGACGUACAAACUAACAUGGAGUGCUACAAAGAAGAAAUCUUCGGACCUGUCAUCGUGUGCCUCUUCGUCGACACCUUAGACCAGGCAAUCCAAAUGAUCAACUCAAACCCCUACGGUAACGGCACAGCUAUCUUCACAACCAAUGGAGCCACCGCCAGAAAGUUCGCCAACGAAAUCGAUGUCGGCCAAGUUGGUGUAAAUGUUCCCAUUCCCGUACCUCUCUCCAUGUUCUCCUUCACCGGCUCCCGAGGCAGUUUCCUCGGCACCAACCAUUUCUGCGGCAAACAAGGCAUUGACUUCUUCACUGAACUGAAAACUGUCGUCUCUUUCUGGAGACAAAGCGAUGUUUCACACGCUAAGUCUGCAGUAGCCAUGCCCACACAACAGUAG